AUGGACUGUAACUGCGUUAGUGACCUGCUACUCACGCCGCCUGUCCCUGCCCUCUGGACGCCAGGCAUCGCCUUCCCGGACUGGGCCUACAAACCCGAGUCGAGUCCGGGCUCCAGGCAGAUCCAGCUGUGGCACUUCAUCCUGGAGCUGCUGCAGAAGGAGGAGUACCAGGGGGUGAUCGCCUGGCAGGGCGACUAUGGCGAAUUCGUGAUCAAAGAUCCCGACGAGGUGGCGAGACUCUGGGGCAUUCGGAAAUGCAAGCCUCACAUGAACUACGACAAGCUCAGUCGUGCUCUGAGGUAUUACUACAACAAGCGCAUUUUGCACAAAACCAAAGGAAAGCGAUUCACCUAUAAGUUUAACUUCAGUAAGGUGGUUCUGGUGAACUAUCCGCUGUUGGACAUGGCCAGUUCUCCUUUCCUCUUGGCCCAGAACCACUUCAACAGUGGCUCCACCACACCAGACUGCAGCCCUGUCACACCUGAGACACUUCAGUCCCUGUUCCCUCGUUUGCCAGAGUCUGCUCGAGGGGCGUCUCUCUUUGACCGAGGAGCUGGAGGCCCAGGGCCGGAGAGUGACAAAUUGAGGCUGGACACUUUUCCCUUCCUCAGCACAGGGAGUCCUUGUUACUCUAAACCUCCAUCUCUGCUGGGUCCUUACCCCCGUAACCCGACGUUUGACUACCCGUGGGGCUUUAAUCCUUACCUCCCGGGGGCCUUCUCUCUCAACAACUGCCCCAAAUUACCCCCCGGCUCGCUGUACCCCUCCCAUUUCUACCCCAACCCGCUCCAAAGCAGCCUGUCCCAGCUUCCCCACCCGUUCUCCUCUCUCUUACCCCCGGGAGAUGGCGCAGGAGCUGAGAGAGGAGGAGGCGGGCAGACAGGAGGGAGCAACGGCACGGCGGGCGGCCAGCCUCCCAGGCUGUGCAUCCCCCCGUACCCCGGGAGCGCCCCCCUGGGUCGAACUGAGGUGGGCAACGGGGGUGGCGCGGGAGCCGAGAGGGAGAGGGCGGAGGCCACCGUCCCGGGCGGCGGAGGUGGCGUAGGUCUGGGGUUGGGUUUGGGGUUAGGUCUGAGUCUGGGUGGGGUGAACCUGGGCAACGGAGGGGGUCGCCAGAGCCCGACGGAGAGGCGAGGAGGGGUCAAGCAGGACCCGGAGUCCGAUUCAGAGCUGGAGAUCACCGACCUGAGCGACUGCAGCUCGGAGAACGAGAACGAGCCAGACUUCAGCGUCGGUAAGGAGGCCAGGAUCGGAAGCAGGUCGCACCCCCUGGAGGCCAAGAGCGGAGCCAUCGGGGGAGCUUUGCCACCCCUUUCUUCUCUCCCUCCACCUGUGUCUCCCCACCCCUUAAAGAGUUUAGUGCCCCUGACUCCUCCACCACCAUCCCUUCCUCCAUCUCUCUCUCCCUCACUGGCUUUAGUCGAUCGUCACAGGGAGACAGAGGCUCUGAAACUCUCUCAUAGUUAA
This is a messenger RNA of Chanos chanos (milkfish), 1467 nucleotides long. RefSeq names its product Ets2 repressor factor like 1 (gene erfl1). Gene Ontology annotation, cellular component: nucleus. The coding region runs from base 1 to 1467 and encodes 488 amino acids. The transcript is spliced from 5 exons. NCBI's taxonomy places the organism in Eukaryota, Metazoa, Chordata, Actinopteri, Gonorynchiformes, Chanidae. The record is from RefSeq and is a predicted model, not a curated record. Gene Ontology annotation, biological process: cell differentiation; regulation of transcription by RNA polymerase II. Gene Ontology annotation, molecular function: DNA-binding transcription factor activity, RNA polymerase II-specific; sequence-specific DNA binding.